AUGGCUUCCUCAAAGGACCCCAGGAACUGGAGAGCCAGCCUUAAGGAUUUUAGUGUGGAGACGAGCUCCGGUAUCCAGCCGGUCUGCGCACCCACGGCAGUGCCCACAGCUCACGUCACUUUCAUUAUUGACUGUGCAAAUGGGAAACAAGUCUCCCUGGCUGCAUCCGCCGCAGCGCCACCCCACGCAUCGAGAGCCAACCAGGGAUGUGUCGCCGGGCCCAUGAAGACCUUCGUUAUGUUCCGUGGAGAAACCACGCUGCUUGGGACUCAGAACAUUCCUCUCAGUCGCAGACCCCUUGAUGGAGUCAAGGAUACCUUGCCACCCUACAGAGGACUCGGGGCUCCACAUCCCCUCCCUGCCAGCCUACCUGGUCCCCAGAAUGAUCCUGAAGCCAAGGGGAGCUCCUUGGAGCGUGGAGCUACUGAAAAGCAUUCAACCCGGGAGAAGGUCAAACACUCACUGAAGGCUCUGACCUGUCUCUGCGGGCAGGUGGAGUAG
Messenger RNA from Mus pahari (shrew mouse), 501 nucleotides. RefSeq names its product steroid receptor associated and regulated protein (gene Srarp). NCBI's taxonomy places the organism in Eukaryota, Metazoa, Chordata, Mammalia, Rodentia, Muridae. The record is from RefSeq and is a predicted model, not a curated record. Gene Ontology annotation, biological process: positive regulation of intracellular estrogen receptor signaling pathway. Gene Ontology annotation, molecular function: nuclear estrogen receptor binding. Gene Ontology annotation, cellular component: cytoplasm; nucleus.